Messenger RNA from Gambusia affinis (western mosquitofish), 2349 nucleotides. It is a transcript of the gene rbmx2, whose product is annotated as RNA binding motif protein X-linked 2. Gene Ontology annotation, molecular function: RNA binding. Bases 249 to 1166 code for a protein of 305 amino acids. The record is from RefSeq and is a predicted model, not a curated record. The transcript has 7 exons. Gene Ontology annotation, cellular component: precatalytic spliceosome; catalytic step 2 spliceosome; U2 snRNP. Gene Ontology annotation, biological process: mRNA splicing, via spliceosome. Lineage: Eukaryota; Metazoa; Chordata; Actinopteri; Cyprinodontiformes; Poeciliidae.
UUAUUUACCUAUGCUCCUGUAACGCUUCACUUCAAUCCCUCUCGGUUCCACCAAACAGAAACCUCCACAUUCAGAAACUGUCAGGAAGCUUUAAAAUACAUCCAGCAUUAUUCCUGGAUUUCGGGUUUAAAUUAAAUGUACUCACCACUGAAGGUGGCAGCAGAGGAGAGUUUUGAAGCGGAAGUUGUUCAUGUAAACAGAGUAAACCGUUUCCUCCUCACGCCGCUUCCUCCGAGCUGUAUUAAACCAUGAAUCCGCUGACGAAGGUGAAGCUGAUCAAUGAGCUGAACGAGCGCGAGGCCGACCUGGGCAUCAAGGAGGCCGUGUCCUGGCACAGCGAGUACAGGGACAGCGCCUGGAUCUUUGUCGGCGGGUUUCCCUACGAGCUGACGGAAGGCGACCUGAUCUGUGUCUUCUCCCAGUACGGCGAGAUCGUCAACAUCAACCUGGUGAGAGACAAGAAGACGGGCAAGUCCAAAGGCUUCUGCUUCGUCUGCUACGAGGACCAGAGGAGCACCAUUCUGGCUGUGGACAACUUCAACGGCAUCAAGAUCAAGGGGCGGACCAUCCGGGUGGACCAUGUGAAGAACUACCGUCCUCCCAAAGACCACGAGGACAUUGAUGACAUCACCAAGCGUCUCAGAGAAGACGGCUGCGCACCCUCUGAACCAGCUGCUGCUGCCCCCUCUGAGGAAGAUGAGCAGCAGGACGUCCCCGUGAAGAAAGCCAAGAAGGAUAAGAAAGAGAAGAAGAAGAAAAAGAAAGAGAAGAAGGAAAAGAAGAAGAAAAAGAGCAGAGAGUCGUCUUCUUCGACCGAUUCGUCUCCUCAUCCUCCUGCAGCCAUCCGGGUCAAAGAGGAGAAACAGGACGCUGCGUAUGACAAGUACAACCACCAGGGGGUGCCGGAAAGAGUGAGGGACAGAGAGGACAUGGACAGAGAGAUGGACAGAAGAGAGGACAGAGACAACAGGGACAGAAGGAGAGACGACAGAGAGACGGAAAGGAGGGCGAGAGACGUCAGGGACAGAGAGACAGACAGAAGGAGAGACGAUGGCAAAAGAAGAGAGGAAAGGAGAGAGGAAGACAGAGAGGACAGAUGGAGGGACAGAGAGGACAGCCGAAGAAGAGACAGAGACAUCAGGAGACGAGAGACGGAGCGUAGAUGAAGAGGAUGGUUGCUGUAACCAGAGCUGGAAGCUCAUUUUAGUUUCUCUUUAAAUGUGUUUCCUGUGAUGUCACUUACUGCUGCUGUAGCUGCAUAGCGUCCGGCCACCAGAGGGCGCUGGCCAGAACCCACAGCAGGAAAAAAAAAAAGACUUGUACAGAUCAGUUUAAUAAUAAAAAAAAUAAAAUGCUGGCUGAAACUUUGAUUUCUGAGAAACGUUUGAAGUUCAAUAGAAGAAAAAGCACUGGUUACUAUGGUGACUCCCUCCUUUUCUGAGUCACUGGUCUGGACCAGGUUCCGAUCCAGGAUUAUCCAGACAGAACUGAAUGUUUCUGAGACAGAAAAUAAUAGAAGUAAAUAAAAUCAUUGUUUAUUCACUCUUUUAUUUGGUUACAACAUCUGAAAAAGAUGAAUCUACCUCCAGACAGCAAACAGUAGAAAUAAAUUUUUCUGUAGGGUGUUUUAAACUGGCCAAUCAGAAUAAAGCGUGUGGGCGGGCUUAUGGAAACAGGAAGUGUCAUUUUCAAUCAACAGGAAGUUAGUCUUUGAUGUCACACCAACUUAGGAAAAAGUUCUGUUAAAUCCUUAUUAUUGCACCAAGCAUCCAGGCUAACGACAAUGCUAACACAGUUAGCAUCUCUCUGGGUUCUACGACAUGCUUGCUAAUCAAACCGGGGAGGUUCUGAGGUCAGACCUGAAUAUUUACUAUCCAUCUGGGAUCAAUAAAGAUUUUUCUUUACCUGAAUUAGCUCCAGUUAGAGACAACAUAGUAACAACAGAUGAGAUCAGUUUAUGUGAAUAAACCUAAAACAUUUUUAGUUUUAAACUUCCUGAUAGUAUAACAUGCUGGUUGUUUAGCUUUAAAUCAUGAUCUAAUUUACCGUUGGAUUUAUUUUCAGCUACAUCUGCCACAAAGUGCUGAAAACGUUACAGAUGAAUGUUGUAUCAGUAUAAUUUUCAUCAAAGUUGAACCCAGCUCAAAACAUUCAGCAGUUUUCAGGGUUUAACCUGUUACAUGCCAGAUUAGACGCCUGGUAUCUGUUUUUAUUUAAAAUUAGAGAAAAAUAAGUUAUUUUCCAUAAGGAGUGUUUGAAGGGAUUCAGACGGGACUUGGACCUCUCUGAAUCUGAUAAUCCAAUUUUAUUCAGAUUAUUUCAGGAAGGACUGAACCCCAGACGGCUGCG